Molecule: messenger RNA, 3124 nt
Organism: Heterobilharzia americana
Lineage: Eukaryota; Metazoa; Platyhelminthes; Trematoda; Strigeidida; Schistosomatidae
Source: the annotation of a GenBank genome assembly
CAAACACUUUACCUGAUAUAUUGCUUUACGAAUAGAUUUCAUGUCUUCUAAUAUCAUGCACAUAACCAUCGACUUAGUUCUGGGCGCGAAGGAAUCAACUUGUAUGUGCAUUGAGUUUUGAAUUGAAGUACAGUUUUCGAAUAUAAAGCUACGGUGAUGUCACUAGACCCAAAAUAUGCAGACUUACCUUGGAUUGCACAUGGACAACCAGAUGUCUACGAAGCAGGAGAACUCCCAGAGGCUGAUCAGAAGUUGAACGACUCUGUAGUGGACACAAUAACUCCGAAGGAGAUCGAGAUUGUCAAGUUGUCGGUGUCCGAAGCUCACAAGAGAUUUGCUGGUUGUAAAGUUGAUGCUUCUAAUGUGGACUUUUCAGACUGUAUAUCUGGCAACGGGAAGAUCGGGUAUGCAGUUGAAACAGAUCAAUAUGAAUUCUUUUCUCCUGACUCAAGGGACCAGGAAUCACUCAUGAAAAAAUUUCAACGUUUGCAAACUGAAACCCAUCAGCUAAUCAGUGAUAUAAAAGCUAUAUCUGAUCAAAGUGAUGCAGAUCCUAAAGAUCCUAUUGAUGCCUCUAAACUCCUAUCUUGUGCGGAAAACCUGUCUGAAAAAUUAUCAGAAAUUCAAUCCACUGAUUUGUCUGCAAUCUGUCUGGAUGCUUCCGAUUCUGUUGGGAGGACUUUACAUAGCAAAAUUUUAAAGCAGAUUGAUGAGUUUAAACCAGAAAAACCGGCGUCCAGAAGUGCAGAUAAUUCAAAUCAUCUGGUUUAUGAAAUAUAUGAUCGCAAAAGCAUUACCAAGCAGGCAGAUGAAGAGAAAAUGGCAGAUAUUGAUCGUCGAAUUCAUCGUAUCGAAGCUCUCAUUGGUCAGCCAGAUCCUAAUAGGCUUUCUGCCUUGACGGCAGACACAAUGACUCACGGUCUUUUGGAAGCAUGCUCACGUUUGUCUGCUCGUUCAUCUUUGUUCCAACAAGGACAUCUUGACAUGAUUGAAACGCGCUUAACAUCAUUACAGGCGAAGUUACAGGCUGUUACAGAAAAGCGAGAGGCUAUCGCAGACUAUGACAUGCAAAAUAAAAUAGCAGAACUUUAUGAACUUGUAAAGAAGUGGAAUGAUGUGGCCGAUAGUUUGCCGAUGAUAGUGGAGCGACUUAGCACCUUGAAAUCAUUACAUGAAGAGGCUUCCCAAUUCAGUCAAUCUCUCUACACCAUUGAAUCAAGCCAGAAAAAUGUAGAAGGAAACCUGGCUUCUUAUGCCAAACUUUUAGAAGAGGUGAGUUUCGCUAUGUUGCCUUAACCUCAUUUUAGGUGCAAAUCAACGUUGUUAAGAACAUGGAAGUCAUAAAGGAGAAUUUCUCAACAAUAGAAUCACAUUUCGCACAAGAUUCUAAAUAACUCCUUCAAGGGACAUAGUGGUGCUUAUCAAUAAUUGUUGGGGUUGCAGUUGUUUUUUGAGACUAAUUUUUCCUCCACUUUUGACUUUCAUGUUAUCUACUGGUUAAUGGCCUCUUUUUUCAUAAAAUGAAAAUUUAUUCAGAUACUCGCUGUUUUGUCUGUGAAACGGGACAACUUUGGGAGGCUUCGCUCCUCAGUAUGUCAUGUCGCUCGAAUAUAUUCAGCAACUGCCUAUGAACUACAAGGAUGGUGGUGUGAUACCCACAUUCUGUGUUGCUGUCUUCAUAUUAAGGGUAUCAACCAGCAAAGUUUUGUUUUACGAGAUCCAGCAAUUUCUGUUGAAGAUUAUUCAGCUGUAAUUCCAUUUUCGAUUGCCUUCCCAUUAACUCCUCAAAGUUCAAACCUAAAUCCACCUUUGAGGCUAUCCAACAACGAGAAGUCAGUCGGUCAGCAUUAACAUGGGGCCUGGAAUUUCUGCAUAAAACAGUCCAACUUCACACACAUAUUAGCAAUCAAGGCAGGUGGCACCAAGAUGAAAGACAGAGGAAUAGAGAAGAAAGCAGUCCGAUUGGUAAAACGUCGUGAAAAGAGAAUAAGAUGGGAUGGAGCAGUGGUGAAAUGCGGCACGACAAUCAGGAUGAAGACAAUGUACGUGUGGAUACGUCUGCACCAGUGACGUCGAUUGUGAACCAUGCAAUCCAGUCUGUAACCACCGAUUCCCGUUGUCACAUGGAUCCCAGUCGGUAGUUCCGAAUUUCCGUGGCAACUCACACCGAUAGGCAGAGACUUCAUGGAUUGAUUCCUUGGUUUAGUUUGGCUGUUUCUGAUUCUUUUCAUCUUAAUCCUAUUUCUACCAACAGCACGAGGGUGUAGAUGCUAACUAAAGUCGCGUAACACAUCCCAACCAUCUUGGUUGAUGAGAGUUCACAGCCUUAUCAACUGACUUCCGUCUCCUCUCUAAAACUCUACGCCUGACUUCUAUGGUACUGACACGGUAAUCCACGAGACGACCUAUGCCACAAAGGCAAUGGUGGUCGAACUCCUGAAGUCGUCUCGUUCCUUCUACUUUUAAUGGUCAUUUUCAAGUAGAACAGAGUGAACUGCAGUGGAGUAUAGUCAACCCUUAAUGAGCAAUCAAGCAUCACGGCGGCGUCAUAGAUAGUGUUACUUUGCGAAAGUCAAACGAGCAUUUUGUACUUGUCGUCAGUUACUGACCAAACUAUGCUGACGCGAUUUUGCACGUGAGCGGUCUACGUACUCAACCACUUCACUCCUUGGUGGUAAACAGUUCACCAAUGAUGACAUAUCCUGGAGUAUGAAUCCGCUGCUGUGUUGAACAAUGCAACUAGAUCACUCCUAUCUGAUACCUCACCAUAAGCUUUUCCAUUUUGACGGGUGUUCGGAUGCAGAGCCUUCAUCGCCAUAGCAGUGCGAUGUACUCACUUGGUACCUGUUGUACCAGUGAGGUACACUGCUAGUUUACUCUGAUCGACAGAGACAGAUGCCGCCUUCAGGACACGAAACGCAGGUAGUAUUGGAAGCCGGUAAUAUGUCGGUACUCCAAAACCUGGCGGAAGGUAAAGAUCUAGUCGACACACCCACAACCAGGUCCAAAACCUUUCUGAUUUUCCUGGAUUUGUUGUUCCAGAUGAUCAAUCAGACGUCUAGUAAUUGUACAACCUAGGAGCUUAAACAAUAUGUUUAUUAGACUGAUUCCCCUGUAGUUAUCA